AUGGCGACGAGCACUCGAGCCCUCUUUCUCUCCUGCUUCCACGGCGGCGGCGCCGAGGUGAGCCGCCACCUCGCGCUGCGGCCGCGGUACCCGUCCAAUCCGCGGCGCCCUAGGUCGGCCGCGGUUGCCGGCGAAGGAAGUGAAGGCGGAGGAAGCGGCGGUGACCUGGAGGCCGCGAAGGGGACGGCGGAGAGGGACGAGGAGGAGAAAGUGUCGGUGUUUGCGGUGACGGGAAUGACGUGUGCCGCCUGCGCGGGGUCGGUGGAGAAGGCCGUGAAGCGGCUCCCGGGCAUCCAUGACGCCGCCGUCGACGUGCUUGGAGGCCGUGCGCAGGUCGUCUUCUACCCAGCCUUCGUCUCGGAGGAGAAAAUUAGGGAAGCAAUCGAGGAUGUUGGUUUUGAAGCUAAGCUGAUUAACGAGGAGGUCAGGGAAAAGAACAUUCUAGUAUGCAGGUUACAUAUAAAAGGAAUGACCUGCACGUCCUGCACUGGCACAGUAGAAUCUGCCUUGCAAGCUUUUCCUGGUGUUCAAAGAGCUUCAGUUGCGUUGGCUACUGAAGAGGCAGAGAUCCAUUAUGAUCGCAGGAUUGUUGCUGCCAGCCAACUUAUCCAUGCAGUGGAAGAAAUUGGCUUUGAAUCAAUACUAAUCACUACAGGAGAAGAUCGGAGCAGGAUAGACCUCAAACUAGAUGGCGUUCUGAGCGAGAAGCUAACAAUGAUACUGAAAAGCUCUAUCCAAGCUCUUCCUGGUGUGGAAGACGUAAAGGUUGACACUGAACUCCACAAGAUCACCGUCUCGUACAAGCCUGACCAGACAGGUCCCAGGGACCUCAUUGAAGUCAUCGAGUCAGCCACUUCUGGUGACGUUACUGCAUCAAUAUAUGCCGAAGCAGAAGGAAGGGAGCAUCACAGGUAUGUGGAAAUCAAGCGAUACAGGCAGUCUUUCUUGUGGAGCUUAAUAUUCACUAUUCCGGUGUUUCUCACUUCCAUGGUGUUCAUGUACAUCCCUGUGCUGAAGGAUGGGCUCGAAAAAAAGGUUGUCAACAUGAUGAGCAUUGGUGAACUAUUGCGGUGGAUUUUAUCGACACCAGUGCAAUUUGUAAUUGGCCGCAAGUUUUAUACUGGUGCUUACAAGGCAAUAUGCCAUGGCUCAUCAAACAUGGAUGUCCUUAUUGCCCUAGGGACAAACACGGCUUACUUCUACUCAGUUUACUCAGUUCUUCGAGCAGCUACCUCUGAGAAUUACAUGUCAACUGAUUUUUUUGAGACUAGUUCUAUGCUCAUAUCUUUUAUCCUUCUUGGAAAGUACCUUGAGAUCUUGGCAAAAGGAAAAACCUCCGAGGCUAUUGCCAAGCUGAUGGAUCUUGCACCGGAAACUGCAACACUGUUAAUGUAUGACAAUGAAGGAAAUGUAGUAGGAGAGAAGGAGAUUGACAGCAGGCUAAUUCAGAAAAAUGAUGUGAUCAAAGUAGUCCCGGGUGGAAAAGUUGCUUCUGAUGGAUUUGUUAUUUGGGGCCAGAGCCAUGUGAAUGAAAGCAUGAUUACUGGAGAAUCACGGCCAGUAGCGAAGAGGAAGGGUGACACUGUAAUUGGAGGGACAGUGAAUGAGAAUGGUGUGCUCCAUGUCCGGGCAACAUUUGUCGGAUUAGAGACUGCACUGGCACAGAUCGUAAGGCUAGUUGAGUCAGCACAAAUGGCAAAAGCUCCUGUCCAGAAGUUCGCUGAUCAGAUAUCUAGAGUCUUUGUCCCACUGGUUAUUGUUCUAUCUUUGCUUACUUGGCUUGUGUGGUUCUUAGCUGGGAGAUUCCAUGGUUACCCUUACUCAUGGAUACCAUCUUCCAUGGAUAGCUUUCAGCUUGCUCUUCAGUUUGGAAUAUCAGUUAUGGUGAUUGCCUGUCCUUGUGCCUUAGGGCUGGCAACUCCAACUGCUGUUAUGGUUGCAACUGGAGUUGGUGCCUCACAAGGCGUUCUGAUCAAAGGCGGGCAAGCUCUUGAGAGUGCACAAAAGGUAGACUGCAUCGUCUUUGAUAAGACAGGAACGCUGACUGUUGGGAAACCAGUCGUUGUCAACACCAGGCUUUUCAAAAACAUGGUCUUGCGUGAGUUCUUUGACUAUGUUGCAGCAGCAGAGGACAACAGUGAGCACCCUCUGGCAAAGGCAAUAGUGGAGCAUGCAAAGAAGUUCCACUCAGAAGAAAACCACAUCUGGCCGGAAGCAAGAGAUUUCAUUUCGGUUCCCGGACAUGGUGUCAAGGCCAAAGUUUUUGAUAAGAGUGUCAUUGUCGGGAACAAGAGUUUCAUGUUGUCAUUAAGCAUUGAUAUCCCCAUGGAAGCUUCAGAGAUUCUCAUAGAAGAAGAGGAAAAUGCACAUACAGGCAUUAUUGUGGCUAUGGAUCAAGAAGUUGUGGGCAUAAUUUCUGUAUCUGACCCGAUAAAACCAAAUGCCCAUGAAGUUAUAUCUUACCUCAAGUCCAUGAAUGUGGAGAGCAUAAUGGUGACUGGGGACAACUGGGGGACUGCUAACGCCAUCGGCAAAGAGGUUGGCAUUGAAAAGAUUAUCGCCGAAGCAAAACCUGACCAGAAAGCUGAAAAGGUGAAGGAACUUCAGCUGUCAGGAAAAACUGUGGCGAUGGUUGGUGACGGAAUAAAUGACUCCCCAGCACUCGUUUCAGCUAAUGUAGGUCUGGCCAUUGGCGCUGGAACAGAUGUCGCCAUUGAAGCAGCCGACAUCGUCCUCAUGAAGAGCAACUUGGAGGAUGUGAUCACUGCUAUCGAUCUCUCUAGGAAAACCUUUUUCCGCAUACGGAUGAAUUACGUGUGGGCGCUCGGCUACAACAUCAUCGGCAUACCAAUUGCCGCAGGAGUGCUCUUCCCAUCGACCCGAUUUCGCUUGCCACCAUGGGUUGCCGGUGCCGCGAUGGCGGCUUCAUCCGUCAGUGUCGUCUGUUGGUCCCUUCUGUUGAGGUACUACAAGAGUCCAAAGAAGUUUGACAACUGA
Miscanthus lutarioriparius is the source of this 2997-nucleotide messenger RNA. The record is from the annotation of a GenBank genome assembly. Lineage: Eukaryota; Viridiplantae; Streptophyta; Magnoliopsida; Poales; Poaceae.